Messenger RNA from Rhagoletis pomonella (apple maggot), 1385 nucleotides. RefSeq lists its product as uncharacterized. The coding region runs from base 820 to 1209 and encodes 129 amino acids. The transcript is spliced from 2 exons. The record is from RefSeq and is a predicted model, not a curated record. Lineage: Eukaryota; Metazoa; Arthropoda; Insecta; Diptera; Tephritidae.
AAGGAAACUGCAACAACAGCUUGAAGAGCUGUUGUCGCUGCUUUGGCCAAAGCCAAAUCAGUUGUCAAAUGUGUUUGAGACGUUGAGUCGAGUGGCUGGUGAGUGUAUGACUGGAGCCAUUUUAAUGGCAAAGUGAAAAAAAAACAUAAAGAGACCAAUCUAAUUGGAAGAAAAAUUUAUUUCAAGUAGACAAAGUGGUGUGUGAGCACUAAUAAGUAAUUUUCUUACAAAAUGUACGCUUGCAAAGUGGAAUUCAAGUGAGGAUGAGAGACUUCCGACGUGAAAAAGUUACCAUUUGGAAUAAAAGUAAAUGGAAGAAUUAACACAUAUGAAUAGUGUAUGUACGUACAUGUGUACAUAAGUAGCAAAUGUGAAAAACGUAAAAAACAGCGCAAAUUAAACGCGACGAAAAAUCGAUUGUGCUCAAUUCUCCAUGCCAGUGGCAUGACGUGGUGUCAUUCGUCUAGUGAAUGCCAAAAUACAAGCAACCAGUAGCGGAGUGUCCUUUGAACGAAAUAAUAAAUAAAACAUAUGUACAUACAAAAAAUAAUUAAAAAAGCUAUGGAAAGUAAAAGUGACUAAAAACAUUUGAAAUACCGUAAAACCGAAUUUUCGCUGCAAUUUUAUUCAAAUAAGAAUUAAAAAUAGAAACUACUUUUAAUAACCUUAUAUUUACCACGUUUUACGUCCUUGCCGCACGCAUGACUCAUCUAUGUUUUAACUGACCCCCUUUCGUACCAUUGUCGUUGGCUUAAAAAGCAACAAAAAUAAAAAUAUAAGAAUCAGCACAUCAACAUAACGUCUCUUCGCAUUUGGAAAAUGAAAAGUCACAACAAAUAUGCAAAAUUACCCCAAGAUUUAGAUUUAAGUUUCCAAGAACAAUUGGAUGUGGAUGCAGGCGCUUCAGAUGAUUUCAAUUUAGCCGCGGGCAUUGGUUUGGCAGACGAUACGGACGACGAAGAACGUGUCGCAACUACUGGUACAACGGCUGUGGGUCACGCUUUCGACGACGAAGAGGACGAAAUUGUAAUAGCAACAGCUGCAGGCGGUGGUAGUGUAGGAACGCGCGUGAAUGCUGGUAGCGGCGGGACAGCAAAUGUGCGUGUAAACUCGUCAGCGUCUAGGGGCGACAAAAAAGUACAAGGCGGUGUUGCCGUUUGUUUGGGCAGUGAUAGUUUAAUCGAGGUAAGUGGACAUGAAUUCAUGUAAUUUAAACCGUUAUAACUUAUGUAAGAAUAGGUCGAUAGUUGCUGAAGAUUUAGGGGUCCGAAAAAAGUAAACAAAGGUGAAAAGUCUUCUUCGAUAUCCGGUUUGUGUAAUUCAUAUCGUUACCUUAAUAAAGAAAGGCCCUAUCUCACAUCAAUGCUGAAAUACAAAAAGCAGUA